AGGUGUCCAUGCUGGUAUCCACAUGGGCAGAACCCGUGGAGCAGGGAAAACUGGGAGGAGGAAGGAGAAGCAGGGAGGAGCUGCUAUGGAUUGGCCCCCUCGUUCUCCAGAAGGAUGGAGGAACUAAGCACAAGGUGGAUCUUUUCUACAAGCUGCGGCACGUGAUGAACGAGCUCAUUGACCUGCGCCGGCAGCUGCUCUCGGGGCACCUCACCCAGGACCAGGUGCGGGAGGUCAAGAGGCACCUCACCGUGAGGCUGGACUGGGGCAAUGAACACUUGGGCCUGGAUUUAGUGCCUCGGAAGGACUUUGAGGUUGUGGAUUCGGAUCAGAUCAGUGUUUCAGAUCUUUAUAAAAUGCAUUUGUCAAGUAGACACAGUGUCCAGCAGAGCACGUCACAGGUGGACACCAUCCGUCAGCGCCACGGGGAAGCCUGUCGCAUGCCAGUGCCUCACCACUUCUUCCUCAGCCUGAAGAGCUUCACCUACAACACAAUUGGAGAGGACACAGAUGUCUUUUUCUCUUUGUACGAUGUCCGAGAAGGCAAACAGAUCAGUGAGAGGUUUAUGGUGAGGUUAAACAAGAAUGGAGGCCCCAGGAACCCGGAGAAGAUCGAUCGAAUGUGUGCUCUGUUCACAGACCUCAGCAGCAAGGACAUGAAGAGAGACUUGUACAUAGUUGCCCAUGUAAUCCGAAUAGGUCGUAUGUUACUCAAUGACUCCAAAAAAGGGCCCCCUCAUUUACACUAUCGCCGCCCCUACGGCUGUGCAGUGUUGAGCAUCAUGGACGUGCUUCAGUCAAUCUCUGAAAUAAAGGAAGAGAAGGAUUUUGUUCUCAAAGUUUACACGUGUAACAACGAGAAUGAGUGGUGCCAGAUCCAUGAAAAUAUCAUCCGUAAGUCCAGCACCAAAUACACAGCACCCAGCUCCAACUAUGGACUUAUAAUUUCUCUUCAGCUUCUUCGUGGUGAUAUGGAGCAGAUUCGAAGGGAAAACCCCAUGAUCUUCAACAGAGGCGUUUCUGUUACCAGGAAGCUGGGUUUUCCUGAUGUUAUAAUGCCAGGUGACAUACGGAACGACUUGUACCUGACCUUGGAGAAGGGGGACUUCGAGAGAGGUGGGAAGAGCGUGCAGAAGAACAUCGAGGUGACCAUGUACGUGCUCUACGCCGACGGGGAGAUCCUGAAGGACUGCAUCAGCCUGGGCUCAGGAGAGCCGAGCAGGAGUGCCUACCACUCCUUUGUGCUCUACCACAACAACAGCCCCCGCUGGGGGGAGAUCAUCAAGCUGCCCAUCCCCAUCGACAGGUUCCGGGGCUCCCACCUGCGCUUCGAGUUCAGGCACUGCUCCACAAAAGACAAGGGAGAAAAGAAGCUCUUUGGUUUUGCAUUCACCCCUUUGAUGAGAGAUGAUGGCACUACCUUGUCAGAUGAUAUCCAUGAGCUUUAUGUUUAUAAGUGUGAUGAGAACAGCACCUUCAACAACCACGCACUGUACCUGGGGCUGCCCUGCUGCAAAGAGGAUUACAACGGCUGCCCCAACAUCCCCUCCAGCCUCAUCUUCCAGCGCAGCACCAAAGAGACCUUCUCAGUCUCCACACAGCUUUCUUCUACCAAACUGACCCAGAAUGUGGAUCUGCUUGCCCUGCUGAAAUGGAAGGCUUACCCAGAUCGUGUGAUGGAUAUUCUGGGAAGACUGAGACACGUCAGUGGCGAGGAAAUUGUUAAGUUCCUACAAGAUAUUCUGGACACGUUGUUUGUAGUUUUGGAUGACAACACAGAGAAGUAUGGUCUGCUGGUUUUUCAGUCUUUGGUGUUCAUCAUAAACCUGCUGCGUGACAGCAAGUACUUCCAUUUCCGGCCCGUGAUGGACACCUACAUCCAGAAGCACUUUGCAGGAGCUCUGGCUUACAAGGAGCUGAUCCGCUGUCUGAAGUGGUACAUGGACCGCUCAGCUGAGCUCGUGCGCCAGGACCACAUCCAGGAGGCAAUGAGGGCCUUGGAAUAUCUUUUCAAGUUCAUUGUCCAAUCUCGGAUCCUUUACUCCAGAGCUACUUGUGGAAUGGAGGAGGAACAGUUCCGCUCCAGCAUCCAGGAGCUUUUCCAGUCCAUCAGAUUUGUGCUCAGCUUGGACAGCAGGAGCUCUGAGACUCUCAUCUUCACACAGCAAGCUGAUGAUUCUGGAAAACAACACAGCCAGUUGAAGGUGUCAGGCAGUAGCUUUGCACAGGCCGCCCUGCUGAACUCCUUCCCCGCCAUCUUUGACGAGCUGCUGCAGAUGUUCACGGUGCAGGAGGUGGCCGAGUUCGUGCGGGGCACCCUGGGCAGCAUGCCCAGCACUGUGCACAUCGGGCAGUCCAUGGACGUGGUGAAGCUCCAGUCCAUCGCCCGCACCGUCGACAGCCGCCUCUUCUCCUUCUCAGAGUCCCGGCGCAUCCUGCUACCUGUAGUUCUUCACCACAUUCACCUUCACCUACGACAGCAGAAGGAGCUACUUAUCUGCUCUGGGAUCCUCAGUAGUAUCUUCUCCAUAAUCAAGACCAGUUCUUUGGAGGGAGAUGUCGUGGAGGAGGUUGAGAUGAUGGUGGAGAGCCUCCUGGACGUGCUUUUACAAACUCUGCUUACAAUCAUGAGUAAAUCGCAGUCUCAGGAGGCGGUAAGAGGGCAGCGCUGCCCGCAGUGCACAGCAGAAAUCACUGGAGAAUAUGUCUCCUGCCUUUUAUCUUUGCUUCGUCAGAUGUCAGACACUCACUUCCAGCACUUACUGGACAACUUCCAAAGCAAGGAUGAACUGAAGGAGUUCCUCCUGAAGAUUUUCUGUGUGUUUCGGAACCUGAUGAAGAUGAGUGUCUUUCCUCGAGACUGGAUGGUGAUGAGGUUGCUCACCAGCAAUAUCAUAGUUACAACAGUUCAGUACCUGUCUUCUGCACUGCAUAAGAACUUCACAGAAACAGACUUCGAUUUUAAAGUCUGGAACUCUUAUUUCAGCCUGGCAGUUUUGUUUAUAAACCAGCCAAGUCUCCAACUAGAGAGUGCCACACCUGCCAAGAGGAAGAAGAUUCUGGAUAAAUAUGGUGAUAUGAGAGUGAUGAUGGCAUAUGAGCUCUUCAGCAUGUGGCAGAACCUGGGUGAGCAUAAGAUUCACUUUAUUCCGGGAAUGAUUGGCCCCUUUCUUGGUGUCACCCUUGUUCCACAACCAGAAGUGCGGAAUAUCAUGAUCCCUAUCUUCCAUGACAUGAUGGACUGGGAGCAGAGAAAGAAUGGCAACUUCAAACAGGUGGAAGCCGAGUUGAUCGAUAAGCUGGACAGCCUGGUGUCCGAAGGAAAAGGUGAUGAGAACUACAGGGAACUCUUCAGCCUGCUAACCCAACUCUUUGGGCCUUAUCCCAGUUUGCUGGAGAAGAUUGAGCAGGAAACUUGGCGGGAGACUGGAAUCUCUUUUGUUACAUCAGUUACUCGCCUCAUGGAGCGUCUGCUUGACUACAGGGACUGUAUGAAAGGAGAUGAAACAGAAAACAAGAAAAUCGGCUGCACUGUUAAUCUUAUGAAUUUCUAUAAAUCCGAGAUCAACAAGGAGGAGAUGUACAUCCGCUACAUCCACAAGCUGUGUGACAUGCACCUGCAGGCUGAGAACUACACAGAGGCCGCAUUUACUUUGCUUUUGUACUGUGAGUUGCUUCAGUGGGAGGACAGACCUCUGAGAGAGUUCCUGCAUUAUCCAUCUCAGUCAGAGUGGCAACGUAAGGAAGGUCUGUGCCGUAAGAUUAUCCAUUACUUCAACAAAGGGAAGAGCUGGGAGUUUGGGAUCCCGCUGUGCCGAGAACUGGCCAUCCAGUAUGAGAGUCUCUAUGACUAUCAGAGCCUCAGCUGGAUCCGGAAAAUGGAAGCCACCUACUAUGACAAUAUCAUGGAACAGCAGCGCUUGGAACCAGAGUUUUUCAGAGUUGGGUUUUAUGGUCGGAAAUUCCCAUUUUUCCUGCGGAACAAAGAAUAUGUGUGUCGGGGCCACGACUACGAGAGGCUGGAAGCCUUCCAGCAGAGGAUGCUGAGCGAGUUCCCACAAGCCAUUGCCAUGCAGCAUCCAAACCACCCCGACGACUCCAUAUUGCAGUGUGAUGCCCAGUAUUUACAGAUCUAUGCAGUGACUCCCAUCCCAGACAAUAUAGACGUGCUGCAAAUGGACCGUGUCCCGGAUCGCAUAAAGAGCUUUUACCGAGUCAACAACAUCCGGAAAUUCCGCUAUGACAGGCCCUUCCACAAAGGCCCCAAGGACAAGGAGAAUGAAUUUAAGAGCUUGUGGAUCGAACGCACCACCCUGACCCUGACUCACAGUUUGCCUGGCAUCUCCCGUUGGUUUGAAGUGGAGAGAAGAGAACUGGUUGAAGUAAGUCCUUUGGAAAAUGCCAUUCAAGUGGUUGAGAACAAAAACCAGGAGCUGAGGACACUGAUAAGCCAGUACCAGCACAAACAAAUGCACGGCAACAUUAAUCUUCUCAGCAUGUGUCUGAACGGGGUGAUUGAUGCGGCUGUUAACGGGGGAAUUGCGCGGUACCAGGAGGCCUUUUUUGAUAAGGAUUAUAUCACAAAGCACCCCGGAGAUGCAGAGAAGAUCACACAGCUGAAGGAACUCAUGCAGGAACAGGUACAUGUCCUAGGAGUGGGUCUGGCUGUCCAUGAGAAAUUUGUACACCCAGAAAUGCGUCCCCUGCAUAAGAAGCUGAUAGACCAGUUCCAGAUGAUGAGAUCCAGCCUGUACCAUGAGUUACCUGGUUUGGAAAAGCUGAGCCCAGCCUGUUCUGGGUCCAGUACCCCCCGCAGCAACGUGCUGGUUUCACAUGGACCCAUGAGCCCGGAGAGCAUAAAGCUGGUGCAUCGACACAGCCCACUGAACUUGCUUGGUUCAGUCCGACACUCGUCAUCCUCUCUGUCAUCCCACACCUCCAGUGAAACAGGAAACCUGGUUAUCCUGACAGACAGCUCUGUGGGGGAGACUGCUGAGGAUAUGUACCACAUGCAGGCCAGCCCUUCCACCUCCAGCCUGAGCUCCACUCACUCGGCACCAUCCCAGAUGAUUAACUCUGCCCCCUCCAGUGCUCGAGCGCUGGUGAAAGGUGCUGGAUUGACCGCACUGGAGGCUGAAGCCCUCUAUUUACCCACAGAACAGAUACAGCAUGGGCGGCAGCCGUGCAAGUUCCCCCACGCUGCCCCCACCCAUGUGCCUCAUCUCUGUCCUGGAGGGACCACCUCUAGAGGCUCUCCCUCUCUACCAGAUAAGUACCGGCACUCUCGGGAGAUGAUGAUGUUGCUGCCAGCCCACCGGGACCGACCCAGCAGCGCCAUGUAUCCCGCAGCUAUCAUGGAAAAUGGACAGCCUCCAAAUUUCCAGCGCGCCUUGAUCCAGCAAAUGAUUGGACCAUGCAAACCUUGCAGUGAUCCCAACCUGUCCGUGGCUGAGAAAGCUGUGCCAGCAGCACCCAGUAGCUGGAGCCUGGACAGCGGAACCCGGGAGGCCCUGCCAUUCCUGUCUGCCCACGUUGGGAGCAUCCUGGCCCCACCAGUGCCUCCCCGAAGCCUGCCCCAUGGACACUACUCACUGCACUUUGAUGCCUUCCACCACCAGCUCAGUGAUGCUCCUCCCGCACUGCCUGCACGAACACUGCGCAAGUCCCCUCUUCAUCCUAUCCCUGCAUCGCCCACCAGUCCGCAGUCUGGUCUAGAUGGGAGUAACUCCACUUUGUCCGGCAGUGCCAGCAGUGGUGUCUCUUCCUUGAGUGAGAGCAAUUUUGGACAUUCUUCUGAACCACCUCCUCGCACAGACACCAUGGAUUCUGUCCCCAGCCAGGCCUGGAACACUGAUGAAGAUCUAGAGACACCCUACCUCCCUGUCAGGUACAGUCUCUCUGAGCCUGAUGUCCUGGAGUCGCUCAAAUCCCAGCCAUGCCGAAGCCACUCUGCUCCGUCUGGAGUCAUUCCUCAGGACACCAUGGACCCUCCUGCUCUGCCCCCCAAACCUUACCACUCCCGGCUGCCAAACAUGGAGAACGAGGAGGGGAUGAUCAUUGAAGACGAUGACAAACACCGCCCCUUGCACCGUAAAGUGUCCCAACCGGUGAGUGGUGGAAAGGAAGAGCAGGCCAGGGUAGCAUGGGAGCACGGCAUCACUGAGCAGUAGGGACAGCUCCUGGCACACAGCUGGCAUCGGCAUUCCAGGUCUGGACACAACAGAGAGAGAGAGCAGGACUCGGAGAACAGCAAACCGAUUUUCUACUGCCGCAAGUUUAUGUCUGAAGCCCACCUGAGCAACUGGGCCAGCAUGGGAGGUUGCUGCUUUCCUUUUUAAGUUCUUUUUACACCUUUCCGUUUCGUUUUUUAACUUUCUGUGUAGUGGACAGUUUAUUCCUUCUGCAGUUUCUUAACCACAUCCUAUGGCACACGAGCCAUAGAGACUUGCAGAAGCUGAAAAAUACGAUUUUAAGCGGAGGGGGGAAAAGGGGGGAAUGUGGCAAGUUUUGAAGCUGCUUUCCUCCCAGUUUGAGACGCACAUGAGUAGAAGCAGUUGCACUAGGGACAUAUUUCUUUGCUGUACAGAAUUGAAAGCUCAUUGCUGAAAUCAGGGAUUCUAUGAACUGUCAGGCUGGAAGGUGCAUGAGCUGCAGGCAGUGGAAAGAUGGCAAUUCUAAGAAGAAAUUGGCUCUUUUGAGAGCAGGAUUGUACAUAUCUGUGCAGUGAUCUCCCUGCAUUGGUUCAUAGGUGCUGAGGCAAUCUAACCAGUGCUGAUGCACUGAUCUCCAAGAUAUCAUUUCCAACAAACUCUGCCUCCUUUGUUUUUUAUGUACUGUUUGAUUUCUUAAAUUUUGCUUUCACUGGCUAAGCCAACCUGCUUUCUCAUGGGAAUCACGUGUUAUUCAUCUGUGCUACAGAAUGAGAGGAGGUUGGUAGCCACUGGAGCUACAACCUCAUUGUAAGCCUUUCCCAUGCCCAGCUUUGGGCAGGCUGUUGACACCAGCAUUUCUAUUCCAGUUUAAAACAAAACCAACCAAAUUGAGUUUCUCAUGCCACAAGCUGGUUGAUGACCCAGCCAGUAAAGAAAGGGUGGCUUAAAUGCAUCAUAUCCAACAAUCCUUGCCUCAGGGCUGAACAUCACAAUUCUCACCAAUUUCCAUCACCCAGGAGCUGAGAUUCAUUCCAUGUUAACUCAAUAUCCUCAGUCCCUCCCAAAAACUCACUGCAGCUGGUGUGAGAAGGAAUCUCCCAUCUCAGAGUAGACAGAAAACACCAAGACUCCAGCAAUGCCCGGUAUCCAGUGUACACCCCAGAGUCAGGGACCUUAAAGGCAACCUGUAAAGAACAAGUGUUUGUUUCCUCUUUUGCUUCUUUAGAAUGUGUAGUGAGAGCUGCUGCUUCUCUCUUCUGGAGAGCUGAUUUCUUUUUUCUUUUCUCCUCAGGCAGCAAUACAGCCUUUCCCCAUCCCAUGUUUUUUUUUAUGGAUAGGCUCCAGAAAGAGCUGAAGAACACUGAGGGGUUGGGGAACAAACCACACCACACAAACUAGAACUGUGCAGAGGUGAAGACAGUAUGAGUCUAUGACCACAAAACAAGCUUUUUAAUCAGUGUUUGCAUAGUUCAGGAAAAAAAGUCUGUGGGUAAUAGUGUUCUUUACAAAGAACAGAUCUCGGCUAUAAGAAACCUUUUAUUCCUGUUUUCGUAUUUUUCAAGAAACUUUCAAUCAGGAUAGUAUAAAAUACUUAAUAUUUUAAGAUAAACAAGCUAUGUUCCUUGCCAUGCCCACACUCAUUUUAGCCUUCCUUUUAACCUUUUCACCUGCAGACUGUAAAGCACACUCCGUAGGGUGGAAACAAACCUCCCUCUUUCCUACCACUGAAAAACCUGAAGCACAUUCAAAUAAGACACUUACCUCCACCAUAUAAUUAGUGCCAGAAACAGGAACAGCACUCACCUUUCAUCUUGAAUUCUUGUCCUAACUGCUCAGUUUCUCCUUCUAAAAACAGCAUAAAGAAGCAAAAAAGGAUAUUAAAAAUCUUUUACAGGUCACCUUUAGCACUACCUCUAAAUACAGUGACUGGGCAGAGUACGUGGCUUCUGAACUGGCUAAAGGUGGUCUGGCUGUAUAAAGUCUGGACUCAGCAGUUGUGUGAACGGGAUUUUAAGAGGAUUUGUUUAUUUUCUUUCUCCAGCUCUAGCCCAUGCAAAACUACUAAGUUAAGGAUUUGUUUCUUAAAUGGCCUAUUUGGCUGGAACAAAGUCUCUCUUGCUUCCUCUAUUUUGUUACUAACACAGGCUGCUUGUAAUCAUUAUAUCCUUCACAAUUAAGACAACAAUAAUAAAAACUGGCCCAUAGUGAAUGUUUCAUCUCUAGCAGGAAGGAGAGUUUUCCAAUGCGAGGACAGUCCUAAAUGUUAAGGAACUAAGCUGGAUCUCUGGUAUAGAACAUAUAUAUGGAAACAAAUUAUGUUUUUGGUAAAGGUAAGUCAAGGUAAUUCCUUAGAAAUGGGUGAUGUGUUUUCACAUAUGCUAUUCUCCAGUCCCACUGAGACUCUUCCAGUGAAGUUUUUAAAAUAACUUACUAUUCAGUUCCAAUUCCCUUGCCCCUGGUUUUGUUUUUCUUUUUGGCAGCAAGACUAAAAGUAGUAAAUGUAGUGACUUACUGAGCUUCCUUAACGUGGAAAAACCAGCAGGUCUAGCAAAUAAAACUUUGCAGAACCAAGAAUGCAACUAAAGUGGGACUGAGUCCCAGGCACCUGGAAAACCUGCUCACUAGAGCUCUAAUCAGUCUCUCAAAACACAUCAUCCUGCUCUGAUUAGAGACAUGGUACAACAGCAGUGAGUCCGUGGGGAGUCUGACAUUCCCAUGUGUUUGUAAGGGUUCGAAGGUCAAUCAGGUGAUGUGUACAAAUACCUAAUUUAUGGCAGGUCCACACAAAGAAGGAUGGAAUAAAUUGCUGAAUUUACCAAAUUUAAGCCUCUCUGGAGUUAAAUUUCUGUUAUGGUUCUGAUAUCUACCAAGUACUCUGCUUCCCUUUUCAGUGUUUGCCUUAAAGGGGACAGAAUAUAGAAAGACUAUUAUUGAAAUAUUGUGAAUCUUGGAACUAAUAUUGCUUGGAACUACUUCUCUGUAUGGUGAGGUGUCUUUUAGCAUAGUACAACUCCAACAUCAAGCUCAGUCCUGGAGUAGGGGGAAGCAACAGCAGUUGUUGCACUUGCCCAACAGGAUUUGAAGAUAUAAACCACAGCAAGAGGAUGUUUUGAACAGGACCUUGACAUUUUAUACCAAGCUCUAAUUCAAACUUCAGUGUACUUGCCUUCAUUGGGUUUUCUUUGCAUAACAAAAUAGCAUGUGCAUUCCUGAGAAAAUUGGUGGAAUUCUGCUAUAAAUCUCUCCAUCAUCCGUGUACCUGCUGGCCCCAUCUGAAACAAAAUUGAGAAGGAACUACAGUGAUAGAAGAAAAGCACUUAAUUUCUCUGAAUCCUAUUUUUUUUUCCAAUGGUUGGGUUGGUUUUAUUACUGUGUACAAGACUCAGAUUCUUUUUUGACUUUUCCUCUUUGUUUUUUAGCUUACUUGCCCUUUUUUAGGUAAGGGAUAUUGCAUAUCCUUUCUGUGGGAGUAUCAGCCAAAACUGGGGAGGCUGGAGAGAGCAAGAGCCUUUGGGAAACAAAUUAUGUGAUAUUUAAAAUUUCCUCUGAUCAUGCUUCUUUGUAAAUACCCCCAUUUGAAUGCUGUGUAUUUGUACAGGAAAUUGAGCAAAAAAUGUAUAGAUUGUGAUGUCUGACUGGUAUUCUGCCCUGUAAAUGUGUUUUUAACCUCUGGCAUUCUGUGCUUAUUUAAAAAAAAAAAAGGCAAAAACCUCUAACCACUUCUCUUUUGUGUAUUCAUGUUUAAAAUAAAUCGAAAACAGCUAUCUUAUCUAUAAUGGAAAUCAAAUUCAAAAGGAAAAAUUAAUUUGUACAAGUGUCCUAAAGGUACUUCAUUGUAUAUAUUGUGAUAGCAUGUUUCCAGAACCAACAAAUAAGUGGUGUGAAUUUUAGAUGUAAAUAUCUGCCGUUUGUUUUGGGUUCCUUUCCCUUACCCCAUUCACUCGACUGCUGUGAUGUGGAAUUAAAGAUUAAUACCUGAUAUUAAAACAG
Molecule: messenger RNA, 10142 nt
Organism: Manacus vitellinus (golden-collared manakin)
Lineage: Eukaryota; Metazoa; Chordata; Aves; Passeriformes; Pipridae
Gene: DOCK3
Product: dedicator of cytokinesis 3
Exons: 52
Coding region: 9-6170 (2053 amino acids)
Biological process (GO): small GTPase-mediated signal transduction
Cellular component (GO): plasma membrane; cytoplasm
Molecular function (GO): small GTPase binding; guanyl-nucleotide exchange factor activity; GTPase activator activity
Source: RefSeq, a predicted model, not a curated record